Messenger RNA from Patiria miniata (bat star), 3863 nucleotides. Its product is annotated as polynucleotide 5'-hydroxyl-kinase grc3-like. Gene Ontology annotation, cellular component: nucleus. Lineage: Eukaryota; Metazoa; Echinodermata; Asteroidea; Valvatida; Asterinidae. Gene Ontology annotation, biological process: cleavage in ITS2 between 5.8S rRNA and LSU-rRNA of tricistronic rRNA transcript (SSU-rRNA, 5.8S rRNA, LSU-rRNA). The record is from RefSeq and is a predicted model, not a curated record. Gene Ontology annotation, molecular function: polynucleotide 5'-hydroxyl-kinase activity.
GGGCUCUCUUGACUGAUUCUUUACAAUGCCGGAAGAAAAAUAAGACGUCCACGUGGUUCGAAAACAGCACAGAAAGGGAUAAGGGGGUCUCUGUCGCUAAAACAGUACUUGCAUAGUGAAGCAUUAUGGGUAAGAUGGCAAGAAAAGCAGCACCAGAGAAGCGUACAGCCGACGCGCACCGACUGAAGCGUAACAUCCAGAAAGGGAAGUCAACUGCCAAGAAUAGAAAGCCGUCCAAGGAAGUGAAGAGGGGUGCUUCUGCGUUGCUUAAAGGUGAUCAAGUGUUGCAAGCAGUGGGAAAGAGAUCAAAACUGAAAUUGCAAGAAGCUUUUCUCAAUGAAAGUAAAGAUGUAGUCGUUCGCAAGAGGAGACGUGGUACUGGUACUUCAUCUAAGAAAGGAAAUUUGGAAGUUAAGGCUAAGAAGACAAGAAAAAUGACGCAUUCUAAGAAAGUUCUCCUCUCAGGAAAUCUUCUUGGGAAAGACAAUCCGAAUGCAUCUGUCGGAUGUAUCUGGGAGGUCAACCCUUCAUCAAGCGACACAGAGUUGAAAGAUUCUACUCCAACAUCCCCAAAAGAUCACAAGAAGGCCACAGUUGCGAAGGUGUCUGCCAAGUCUGAGAAAACAGCAAUUCACGAUUCUCCAUCCAUCACCGUCGUGGACCUAGGCACAGAUUUCAGAUCCGGCAUUCGACAGACUGUAAGCCUCGCCCAAACAAAGAGAGGAAAACGGAAGAAGAACAGGGAAUCGUUUCCAAGGUCCCACCAACGAGGAGAGGACGUGCAACCUGAAACAAGAAAGUUAUGGACUUCAAUGGAAGACGUCUUUGUGCAAGGAGACAAACAUGAAGGUUACGUGUCUGAGGAAAAGCCAAUGCAAAGUGUGUUCAUCGUUGAUCUUGGUGUUAACCAAUCACGUGGCGAUUGCAGUAACACUUCACCAAGUCUUAAAAAAUCUUCAAAGAGCAGAUUAAAUGCCAAGCCGACAUCUGAGAUUGUUUCUGCCGAAGCGUCUGGGAAGGGUUUCGAAUCCAUCAGUAAUGGUUUGAAGCAACACAAAGAUCAAAUUCAAACAGAUGAAAAAGCUAUCCAAGACAUAGGAAAUGCUACAUGUACCCCUAAGAAGGGAGUGGCAAAACGAAAAGAGAAAAGGACGUCUUCCAAGAAAGCUGUUAAGAAAUUGAAAAGGGGGCAUCGUCUUGAAAACAACUCUCCGAGCGAGGAAGAUAAUGAGGCAGGGGCUUCUUCCAGUCCCAUGAAGGAAGCAACGAAGAGAAAGACAAAAGCAAAAGAGGACAUUUCUGAAGGAAGUCUGAUGCAAAAGACAGCAAAAUUUUCCAAGACAAAAACUGGUCAGAAAGAAGAAGAAAAUGACCGACAAGAUGGAGACAAACAAGAUGGCGUUGUUCACAGUGAUUCCAGUCACGGCCAGUCGGUUGCGAACAACCAACCAGGAACUGCCGAAAAUUCACCGGAUGCCAUUCAUUUGGAACCAGCUUUUAAUGCAACCACAGAGGAUGCUGUUGACUUAGAAGAUGACAAUGGUCGAUCUUCUGAGAGCCCCAUGGAUGAGAGAGAAGCUGACGAUGAUGCAAGUCCUGUCGAUCAGCCCCUUGAAAUGGAGAUGCAGUUUACUGACAAAGUCCAAAACCAGCCGUCCUACAGAAUCAUCAAGCUUUUAAAAAGUGACCAAUGCCUCCUGCUGCUGCCACACCCAAGCAAGUUUAGUUUCCAUGGCCGAGCACUGGUCCGCGCCCUUCAUGGCAGCGUCACAGUUCUCGGUUUUCCAAUCUCAGCCGAUGCGGACCCCACCUUUUACCCGCUGUAUUCCCCAAGUAGCUCUUGCGCACUCUGCUUGGAGACGUUGCAUGGUUGCCUUGGCAACAUGGGUGAGACUUCAUCCCGGAGCCUAACGGAGAGUCUUGAGGCAUUCUUGGGAGCAGAAGACGAAACGACGGUAGCUUCAAGUCUUCAGGGUCUGGAGGAGUUUACAAUCGCCCUCAUCCUCAAGAAAAUGCCAGAGGACCACGUCGUUGCAUACGUGGAAAGCUUUCCUGGAUUUGGGAAUCUGUUCAGUAGUCCGGAACCCAAAGAGUACACCCAGCCAGACGAAUCUUGGAGCUCCAAUCUUUCAGCAGCUGCAACCGUGGGGAUUCAACCCACUGCCCCCAACACUCCCGGCACAGUGUUUAGCACCCUCCCCGGCUACCGGACUGUCACCCAGUCAUUAAACGCCUGGCAUCGUGCCAGUCAUUUCCCCACGGUGGUGCUGGUUUGUGGCUGGAAGAACACCGGAAAGUCGACCCUCUGCCGCUACCUGACAAAUUCAGUCCUCUCCAGUGUGGAAAGUGUUUGCUAUCUGGAAUGUGACAUGGCACAGACGGAGUUCACAGCACCGGGCAUACUGUCACUCCAGUGCAUCUCACAACCGUUACUAGGUCCGCCCUUCACACACUCCAGAAAAGCCGAAAAGAUGUGUUUCUAUGGCGAUGUGAAUGUCCGUGGCGAUCCUGAGUCCUAUCUUCAGAUGGUCAAAUAUUUGUACCAGCAGUACCAGACGAGACAUGCAGACAAGCCACUCAUUAUUAACACCAUGGGGUGGAUGCAAGGCCUCGGACUUCAGUUGCUGAUUGACAUCAUCCACAUCACCCGGCCGACUCACAUCGUCCAGCUGUGGUCUCGCAUCCAGCCCCGCCUCAUCCAACGACUGACUCCAGAGUUUCUUGAGCAGACUGAGGGCUGGUGGCACCGUCCAGCUGAUGACAGGAGUGAUGGGAAUGACAAGGGCAGAGACGGGGCACUCUGUCCCCAUAUACUGGAGGUUGAUGUGCCAAAUGUUGGUGACCAGGCAGGCACCAAGUUCAAGGCAUCGGACCACCGGACCAUGGCCCUGCUGGCUUGUUUGAGCAAACUACAGCCCUCGCCAAUGUCCCCUGCACCAGUUGCCCUGUCGUCUCUGACCCCAUUGGUGUUACCAUGGAAAUCUGUUGCCGUGCAUGUGACCAACGGCCACGUCUCGCCAAGGCAGGUCAUGUAUGCACUGAACGGGUGCAUUGUGGGAUUGUGCUGUGCUGAUCCGUCUUUGAUGAGGUCUAUCUCUCCAGAUCUCCCGAGAGUGUUUGACUCCACCCCUGUGUGUAACUGUCUUGGAUUAGGUAUCAUCAGAGGAAUUGACCCUGUUCAGAAACUCUUCUACGUCCUGACGGGAGUGUCCCAGGAUGCAUUGCAAGAGGUCAACACACUUCUCAAGGCACUCACCCUACCCCAACCACUUUUGACACAGGGUCAUUGUGUCAAAGAUGUUCCAUACCUCUCUCGUGAGUUCUCAUCAGUAGUCAUUGGUUCUAGUGCAAUCAAAGUACGUCGGAAUAUCAAGCAACGAGGGCGGUAAAGUCGAGACAAAUUCUGACCGAUCUAGGAGCCUACAGUUCUGCUGAAAGAUUAGACGUUUUCAAAAAGCAGUUUCAUGAUAUUUGUCUUAUCCAGAAGUGUUAAUAAGUUAAUUCCAAAUAUGUUGGGAGCUUAUAUCAGCUUUUAUCAAGACUUUUUGUCAAGUACUGCAUUGUCUUCUUUUUCCCCCUUUUUUUUUUAAUUUCAUUUGUGACAAAGAUGUCAGAAUAUCACUGUAAACAGGAAUUUAAUAUUUAUUCACAAGAUGAUUAAAUAUAACAAUUUUAUGAAUUCACACCAUUCUCAACUAUAGUUCCUGGUAAUUUAUGUUUAAAAACAUAAAUUUAAAUGUACUGCAUGUAUUCAAAGGUAUUCAUCAAAGAUUUUGUUGUUAAAAUUGGUAGCGCCUGCCUUUCCAUCCUAAAAUCAAAUUAUGUUGUAUAUUGUGAUGACAAUAAAACUGAGGCUCCCCAUC